AAACAAAUAACACUCCCAGAAUCCAGGAACACCAACUCUGAAAACAAAAGCAGAAGGGAGGUACGAAGCGUCCGGCGUUCGAAUCGACUUGAACUUGCACGAAUGUCGCUGCUUGUUUUCAAGUGGAGUUCUAUCCGUCGGUUUAAAAGAAGUAAUGAGGUGACAGCCCAAUUGCUGAAUUCAUGACCAGUUCCAAGGUGAUGCUUGCCCACUAGAAGGACUGCACUACUUCUUGCCGAAAACAUGGCUGGCAUGCGACCCGUGUUUCUGAAGCCAAAAGAUGACGACUUAGUCCAAGAAGAUAAGUCCGACUUGGAUGCAGAUCAAAACACAUCAUUUAUCUACAACCCAAACCUUUCUCUGUCAUUGGACCAACACCGACAAAGACUACCUGUCUUCAAGAACCGAGAUCACUUACUGUAUCUGUUGGAGCAAUAUCAAACUGUAGUUUUGGUUGGUGAAACUGGUUGUGGCAAAAGUACUCAGAUUCCACAGUACCUGUAUGAAUCUGGUUGGUGUUCUGAUGGAAAACUUGUUGGUGUUACUGAACCACGCAGAGUUGCAGCUACAACUCUAGCAAGUAGAGUUGCAGAUGAAAAGGGAACCCCACUGGGUGGUUUGGUGGGAUACUCAAUUCGGUUUGACGAUACCUUUGAUCCUGUGAAUACCAGGAUAAAAUACAUGACCGAGGGAAUUCUACUUCGCGAAAUGAUGGCUGACCCUUUGCUGAGGAACUAUUGUGUGAUAGUGCUGGAUGAGGUGCAUGAACGAACCCUCUUGACUGAUAUUAUAAUGGGACUUCUGAAAAAAAUCCUGCAAAAACGGCGCACCUUGAAGCUGAUUGUAGCCUCUGCAACCGUAGAUGCUGAGCAGUUACGAGACUUUUUCAACUUCAAUGUUUCAAAGGACUCGAAGCAAAAAGAUUCUUCUGUGAUAAUUAGUGUUCAAGGACGGUUGUAUCCUGUGGAUGUAUUUUAUGUCAAAGAACCUGUAGCUGAUUAUGUCAAGGCCUCUGUAGACACAGCCAUGAAAAUUCAUGACUCUGAGCCCAAAGGAGACAUUCUAAUAUUCCUCACUGGACAUGAAGAAGUAGAUCGUGCAGUGUCUCUUCUAAAAGAGCACGCAUCCCAGAACAGAAACAGUGAAUUGAAGUUACUGCCGCUGCCAAUGUAUGGUUCCCUGCCUUAUGGUGACCAGCUCAAAGUUUUCCGACCAACUCCUAGAGAUCUUAGAAAAGUUGUGGUCGCUACAAAUAUAGCUGAGACCUCAAUUACAAUUUCUGGAAUAGUUUAUGUAAUAGAUUGUGGAUUUAUGAAACUACGUUGGUUUAAUCCAGAAACGCAGGUUGACUCUCUAGUGCUGGUUCCAACAUCACAAGCCUCAGCCGACCAACGUGCCGGGCGAGCAGGACGUGUCAGAUCAGGCAAAGCUUACCGUCUGUACCAGGAAGAAGAAUUUGAAAAGCUGGCUGCAGCCACUCCUCCAGAAAUGCAAAGGACAGAAUUAUCAGGAGCUGUUUUACAAUUGAAAGCAUUAGGCAUCAACAAUGUGCUCCGCUUUAAUUUUCCAUCUCCUCCACCUGCUAAGAACCUUCUAUCCGCAUUAGAACUUUUGUACGCUUUAAAUGCAAUUGAUGAUAGCGGGCAGUUAACUGAUCCCCUUGGUGUACAGAUGGCUGAAUUCCCAGUGUCACCUCUUCACUCCAAAACUCUGAUUACUUCUGGUGAGUUUGGAUGCUCUGAGGAGGUGGCAUCGAUAAUGGCUGCUUUGCAGGUUCAAAACAUCUUUACGAAACCAGGAGGACAAGCAGCAAUCAGAGCUCGUAUAGCUCAUCGUAAAUUUGAAGUUGCUGAAGGUGACUUGUUGACUUUGUUAAACGUGGUUGUAGGCUUCAAGAAGCAGGAGGGCUCCCGGGCAAAGCCAUGGUGCCAUGAAAACUUUUUGAAUUAUAAGGCUCUAAAAAGGACUGAUCAAAUAAGGAACCAAAUAAUCAAACUUCUCACAAAGUUUAAGAUACCAAUAACUUCCUGUAAUGGUAGGUCUGAAAUUGUGUGCAGGUGUAUUGCUGCUGGUUUCUUCCCUAAUGCUGCUUAUUUGCACCACUCCGGUGUCUACCGCACUGUUCGAGGUGGACAAGAACUCCAUAUUCAUCCCAGUUCAGUUUUGUACACUUUGGAGCAACCCCAGUGGGUUCUAUUCAGUGAAAUUAUGAGCACAAACCGUACAUAUAUGAGGGACCUGACUGUUGUACAGCCAGAUUGGUUAGAAGAAUUAGCUCCACAUUUUUAUCAGAAAAGAUUUGAUAAUGACUAGAAGUAGAUAUAUAUUCAAAUUUCGGUGGUGAAGUGUGACUGACAUUUGUUCAAUGUAAAUAAGAAAAAAUAAAAAUGAGAGAAAUUCA
Messenger RNA from Thrips palmi, 2401 nucleotides. Its product is annotated as probable ATP-dependent RNA helicase DHX35. The record is from RefSeq and is a predicted model, not a curated record. Bases 244 to 2313 code for a protein of 689 amino acids. Gene Ontology annotation, cellular component: intracellular anatomical structure; catalytic step 2 spliceosome. Gene Ontology annotation, molecular function: RNA binding. The transcript is spliced from 2 exons. Lineage: Eukaryota; Metazoa; Arthropoda; Insecta; Thysanoptera; Thripidae.